Molecule: messenger RNA, 1409 nt
Organism: Impatiens glandulifera
Lineage: Eukaryota; Viridiplantae; Streptophyta; Magnoliopsida; Ericales; Balsaminaceae
Product: zinc finger protein ZAT3-like
Exons: 1
Coding region: 173-1285 (370 amino acids)
Source: RefSeq, a predicted model, not a curated record
AUGCAAGUAACUGAAAAUAACUGCCGCAAGAGAGGGGUGGGAGUGGGGGGGGCGGACAGUAACUGCAAGUUUUGUAACCGUCUCCUUUAUUUGAGGCAACCACAACGCUUCAUGGAAACUUUUUUACGCAAAAAAAUACUCUCUCUCUCGGUGAAUCAAUCAAUCCAAUGAUAUGAUGAACAUGAACAUGAACAACGCAUCAAUCGAACAACAACAACAACAACAGGAUCAUUCCUCCACCGUCCCGGCUUCCCCUGCUACAGCUUCUGUCUUGCCGCCGCCGCCGUCAAAUCCAAGAAAGAAGAGGACAAAAUUGCAUAAUCCUGUCGCCGGAGCGGCAGGGGUCGUCAAAUUUAAGCAGCAAACAAAGAAACCUGAUCCGUCUGCACCCAAGAUUACACGUCCAUGCAGCGAGUGCGGCAAGAAAUUCUGGUCUUGGAAAGCCCUGUUUGGGCAUAUGCGCUGCCACCCAGAGCGACAAUGGCGCGGAAUUAACCCUCCUCCCAAUUUCCGCAACCGUCCUCCUCCGCCCCCCGAACAAGGUAUCGUCCAGGUCCAGCCUAUUUCAAUGACGGAGGACGACGAUCGUGACGUCGCUGCCUGUUUAUUAAUGCUCGCUAAUUCCCCUUGCCCUGUCCCGGCUCCUUUCAAUCAUCCCGGCGGCGGCAACAACGAAGUCCCUAUUAUUCCGCCGGCGGCGUUAAAUGUGGAAAUUGUUGAUGUUGUCAACAAUGAAAGUGAUGAUAACUGCCGGUUUGAGUGUUCUUCUUGCCGGAAAGUAUUUGCGUCUCAUCAAGCACUUGGCGGGCACAGAGCCAGCCAUAGGAAUGUGAAAGGGUGUUUUGCUAACGAUUACAAUAUCAUCAGCGGGGGCGAUGAUGAUGUAUACGUGGAGGAGCUGAUGAGAGAUCAGGAUAUUCAUAAAUGCAGCAUUUGUUCUAGGGUUUUCUCCAGUGGUCAAGCAUUAGGCGGUCAUAAGAGGUGUCACUGGGAGAAGGCUGCGGCGGCGGGAGGCCAUGAGGGUCUGCCGUUGUCAACGUCGUCGGCAUUAAUACCGUUUCCGCCGCCGCCGUCGUCGUCGACACCAUCAAGUAGCAGCUACCACCAUCAGUUCCACCAGCAAGCAGCGGCCGCCGGACGCUAUGGUCUUGAUCUGAAUUGUCCAGUGAGUCAGGAUUCGUGUUCGUUAUGUAAAGAUUGUCAUGGGUUUCUCUCUAGUACUCCUUCGCAUUAUACUUCUUCUUCUUCAUCAUCGCCGGGAUUGGACUUAAGAUUAGGUCUUUGAUCAUCCCCCCUUCCAAUUAGAUUAUGAUGAUGACAUUUGACAUGUAAUAAUUGUAAUUAAAGACUGUUGUGAUUUGUGUGUGUUACUUAUACUAAUAAUAAUAGUAUUAUAGCUUUACUGGUUC